Dentiscutata heterogama is the source of this 402-nucleotide messenger RNA. The record is from the annotation of a GenBank genome assembly. NCBI's taxonomy places the organism in Eukaryota, Fungi, Glomeromycota, Glomeromycetes, Diversisporales, Gigasporaceae.
GUAUUUCGAUUUUGUAGAAGCAAAUGUCAUUCAGCUUUUAAACAUAAACGUAAUCCUCGUAAAGUUCGUUGGACAAAAGCUUUUAGAAGAGCGGCAGGCAAAGAAAUGGCUAUUGAUUCCACAUUUGAAUUUGAAAAAAGACGUAAUGUUCCUGUACGUUAUGAUAGGGAACUAAUGGCUACAACUAUAAAAGCUAUGAAGAGAAUCACAGAAAUCAGAUCUAAACGUGAGCGUGCAUUCUACAAGAAUAGAAUGGCUGGUAAUAAAGAAAAACAGAAAGCUGAAAAUAUACGUGAAAUUCAACGACAUAUUGAACUUAUCGAUACACCUACGGAUAAAAUUAAAGCACAAGUUGCAAAGAUUGCGGAAAAAGUACAACAAACCGAUAUGGAAAUUUCAUAA